CUCAGCAGCAGAUCCCUCCUCCAGUCAGCUGAAGUAAUCCUGACAGCAGGGUCCUCUGUGGAUCCUCCAGGAGCCUGAGCUCUUCCUGCGGACAGCCAGCCGUCAGUCCGUCCCACUGAGCUGUGUUGCUGUCAGUGUCCCCUGGUGGAGCUGUUGCUGCUGCUGCUGCUGGUGCUGAGCAUGUGCUCGGCUGCUCCACAGGACAGGAGCGACGCUUCCCAUCAACACACAGGUUGAGGACAUGGAUUGCUGAGCGUGAGACAGAGCGCUGUCACCAAGCUGUUAUUCUUCCCUGCAUCAUGGAGGCUCGGCCUGGUGCAUCAUGGGAGCUCAUCAACGGUGUGACAGAUACAAUAUAUGAGGGCUGAGAGGUCGUCAUGGAGACUGACAGCUACACCUCAGGCCCUGCCACCACUGACUGGGCUGGGACGGUGGCCGGCCUGGAGGGAAUGGGAGUCCUUCGGGAGCAGGGAGGAGGGGGCUCGCCCAGCAGCUUGGCGUCCUGGUAUGAGCCGUACUCGCUGGGCUUCCAGGUGUCGCUCACCGCCUUCCUCAUGCUGGAGCUGGUGUUGGGUUUCAGCAGCAACCUGACAGUGCUGGUGCUCUACUGCUCUCAAUCCAAUUUGGUGGACUCGGUGAGCAAUAUGGUGACUGUCAAUCUGCACGUGCUGGAUGUGGCGGUGUGUGUGCUGUGUCUGCCCCUCACACUGGUGGUUGUGCUGCUGCCCCCGGGACCAAACCUGGCCCUGCUCUGCUGCUUCCACGAGGCCUGCGUCACCUUUGCCAGCAUAGCCACGGCCAUCAACAUCCUGGUUAUCAGCUUGGACCGAUACGACAUUUCAGUACGGCCGGCCAACAGGCUGUUGACCACACGUAAGGCGACGUUGCUCCUGGCUGCCGUUUGGGUCACCUCGGUAGCUGUGUUCUUUAUCCCGUUCUUGGAAGUGCAGUGGUCCAGUGUAGAAGAAGCAGAGGAGAGAGGGCAGGUGACACCCUUGUCCUUACAUGGUGUCAGUGCCACAGUGGCGCCAGCGUGGCGUAACCAGACAUUGCUGUGUGUUGGCGGGCAGGGCUUCAACACAGGCCUGGGCAUGCGCUACCAUCUUGUCCUGCAGGUACCCAUCUUCUUCACCACAGUGGCAGUGAUGCUGUUCACGUACUCUAGAAUACUGAGAGCUUUAAACAUCCGCAUCGGCUCCCACAUGAAAAAGGGCCAGCGGUUCAGGGGGCACCACAAGAGACAGAAAAAAAAGAAGGCGGGGCUUAGAACGAAUGAUGGAGGGGAGGUCGGAGGGGAGCAGUGCACUGCAGAUGGUACCAAACAGCUCAGCCACCCUCCCCUCAUCCCCUCCCCCUCCCCGACCCCUACAGCUACCUCCCCCCCUGCCCUGUCCUCUUCUGCUCCACUCGUCAUCCCUGACACAGGCGCUGCGACCGCCAUGCCCGCCACCAUGGGUGUCCAAGCCUCCGUGUCGGCAAUUAUUGCCCUGAGGCGGGCAGUGCGGCGACACAGGGAUCGUCGAGAGCGACAGAGGCGGGUGUUCAGGAUGUCCCUAAUCAUUAUCACCACCUUCCUGGGCUGUUGGGCUCCCCUUUCUGUGACCAAUGUGCUAAUCCUAGGCAUAGGCCCCAGUGACGCCCUGGUUAGCCUACGCCUCUGGUUCUUAGCCCUGGCCUAUGGCACCACUGUCUCCCACCCUCUGCUCUACGCUUUCACCAGACAGAAGCUGCGCCGUGCCCUCCGUGCUAAGGUAAAGAAGAGGGUGGUGUCCCUGCUCCAGGUAGACCCUUCACCAGGGGGCACUGUCAUACACAACUCCUGGGUGGAGAACAGAAAAACCAGCCGGCAGGUGCGGCUGGAAGCAAGCGAAGGUACUGACCGCUGCCUGGCAGAAGUCCUGUGAGACUGACACACUUGGGCCGGGCUAUAAUUAAAAAACAGAAUGAGUCACAGGUGUGUUUCAUUAUGAAACUCACCGGUGUGUGAAGCCAGUGUAAGAUAUGUGAAAAACACAUUUCCACCUUUGGGAGAUGUUUUAAUGUAACCACCAGCAGCAAGCCCGUGUGAAACACAGCGCUAACGUUCACCUCAGGCAGCAGUGAGAGCAGGAUGUUGUCAUCACUGUGGUGCACACAGCCUCUGCAGCUGAAACAAAUCACAACAACAAACACACAAGUGUAUAUAAUUUGCACUUUGUCAGAUACUGAAGUCUGUUUACAUACUGUAUGAUAGAGCGCUCUCAUAGUGGUGCUUACCUAACUGCUCCAAAGAAUGUGUUUAGCCAGCAGAUGAUCUGAUCUGCCACCCACUCAAAUGCUCUGAGGCAGCUUUAAAGGAAAAAAUGUUGAUACACUUUGAACAAAUGAACACUUAAAAAAUCUAUUUAAAUGUACUUAAUAUUGUUUCUGCCUUAAUUCUGCUCUGAUGGUAUGAGGUGUAAAAAGGGGGGUGUGUGUUAGAUAUUUACAAUCAGCACACAGUGAUGAUAUGCUGAAGAUGAGAUGUAAAUGUGUCAGCGUUUAAGAGUCAGAGAACAAUUAAAGGCUAUUGUGAAAUUUUAAAUGCAGUUUUGCUUUAGCUUCAGUCAUUAUUAAACAGUCAAUGUUUAGUGUCUUGUGAUGCUCUUUCAGAUAAAUGCAGCUCUUUUUCUCCCAAAUUUGUAUCAAAUGAUGUGAUGUCUCAUUGAUUUUUUUGCAUAUAAUGAUUGGAGAAGCUGAGAUUAUUGAUUAAAGUCAUAAUUAACGUUGAGGGAAGUAGGCUUAUUGGCUUUUUUUUUUU
Messenger RNA from Epinephelus fuscoguttatus (brown-marbled grouper), 2779 nucleotides. RefSeq names its product G-protein coupled receptor 22-like. Gene Ontology annotation, molecular function: G protein-coupled receptor activity; peptide binding. Gene Ontology annotation, cellular component: membrane. The coding region runs from base 378 to 1904 and encodes 508 amino acids. Gene Ontology annotation, biological process: G protein-coupled receptor signaling pathway. The record is from RefSeq and is a predicted model, not a curated record. The transcript is spliced from 2 exons. Lineage: Eukaryota; Metazoa; Chordata; Actinopteri; Perciformes; Serranidae.